GAUCAAGCUGAUCAAGGGAUCAAGGGUAUGGUCAUAUGUAAACAUCUGCUAAUAUAUUAUUUGUUCCUCGUUAGUACUUAAUCUGGUAACACCUUUUGAUAAACUAUUAGUCAAAAUAUUUCAACUGCUGUCUCUUUUUGAAAUGGUAUGCCGACAAUUUUGAUAUGGCGAGAUAAUUUUAAGCGGAAUAGGAGUGUGGUUCAAACAAAGUGUUUAAACUUGAGUGCUUAAAUGGACGCUUUCACCGUGGUUAUCAUCUUACCAUGAAUAAAAUAAUGGUGUGAAGUUCACGCAAAACGUUGAUGAACUGUUAUCAGAGAUGAUGAUACUUGACAUCUUGAUGUAUAUCCCAUUUUUGGUGGGUGUAUUUGGUGAUGCUGUUGUUGGCGACAAGGCAACCAACGUCUCCUCUUCUCAAAACAAGAAUGCAAGCUGCUUUGAUUCGGAACUUGAUUUCCAGUUGAUAGACAAAGAUUAUGACUCGAAGUUCUGGCCCAACUAUAAAGAGGUCGAAAAAUGCAUCAGCAAUCUAGAUCCCAACGAGGGAAUAGGAGAUAAAUUACCUCACUCCUGUGCCUAUCCAAUCGCCAUCGGACUCAAGCUGAUCGAUUUAAAGGACAUCAAUAUCGCCGAAAACCUUAUUUCUAUGGAAAUAGCCUAUAUGGAGCAGUGGAUAGACAAUCGAAUCAUUUUGCCAUCUUUUAUGAAUUCGGAGUGCGUCUCUGCCGAUCAGCUACGUUCUGUGAUUUAUUUAGAACCACUUCAUCACUAUCGUGCCAUCAUUUGGUCACCGGACUUUUAUAUAAGAGGCUGUCUCGGAUCUCGCAUUUCAAGCGUAAUCAAAUCAUCUGAAGCCCUUGUCUUGCACGACAACAAGAUGAUCGAUAAUCUCGUAACAAUGCAUAUGAUAUUGAUGUGUCCUAUGGACUUUCAAUACUAUCCCUUCGAUGAGCAAAUAUGCAAUUUUACAAUUGAAAGUUAUGGAAGUUUCCACAAGAGAAUCGCUAUUGUAUGGCUGCCGAAUGGGCUGCAAAAGCUUUCAGAGUUCAGGUUGGAAGGUUAUGAUGUUGACGUAGUGCAGCAACAUCCAUCAGUGAUUGAGUACGGCGGCUAUGUUUUUCCUCAGCUAAAGGCAACGUUCAUUUUUCGCCGUAUUCGCAUUAAAUAUGUGCUUCUUAUAUACGUGCCCAGCAUGCUGCACUUCGUCAUUGCAUGGCUGGCAUUCUUUUUGCCGAAGGAAGUCUCGCAAGGCCGAUGCAUCAUCAACUGCUCGACAACUUUGUCACUGGUCUCAAUGCUGUCGGUGUACACCCGAAACAGCCCACAUGGCGGAUACGUCAAGGUGAUGGACAUCUGGUGCUACUUCUCCAUACUCUUCCAGUUUGUCUGCACGCUGGAUGCCAUGAUAGACACCCGGCUGCUUUACAUGGCUGGUAACAUCAAGCGAAACCCCUUAGAGAGCGGCACACGAUACGUGUGGGGACUUGUGACGGACACUUCUCAUUGGCUCGGGAAGGAAGUACGUCUGGUGCGCACCCGGGACGAGGGGCGUGGUUUCGACGAGACUGCACGCGACAUCCGCAGGCUGACGCACAUCAGUCAGGCUCAGAAGGCUCCAGAACAAAGUGCAGCAAAGGGGACCGGCGGCACGCUGCGAAACUACCGGGCCUCGCCCCGCUACUACAGGUUCCUGCGACUGCUGGUGUCCUAUCAGGAGUGGUCACAGUACAUCUGCCUCAUGUGGUACUUGGUGUUCCUGCUGGGCUAUUAUGUUUUGUGCGUACCGUGAGUUGGCUGUAUGCGAUGGAACUAUAAAGUUAUUCAAAAGCUA
Molecule: messenger RNA, 1831 nt
Organism: Amphibalanus amphitrite
Lineage: Eukaryota; Metazoa; Arthropoda; Thecostraca; Balanomorpha; Balanidae
Product: ligand-gated ion channel 50-like
Exons: 1
Coding region: 320-1789 (489 amino acids)
Biological process (GO): signal transduction; chemical synaptic transmission; nervous system process
Cellular component (GO): synapse; membrane; neuron projection
Molecular function (GO): extracellular ligand-gated monoatomic ion channel activity; transmembrane signaling receptor activity; chloride channel activity
Source: RefSeq, a predicted model, not a curated record